Molecule: messenger RNA, 3625 nt
Organism: Clarias gariepinus (North African catfish)
Lineage: Eukaryota; Metazoa; Chordata; Actinopteri; Siluriformes; Clariidae
Gene: znf574
Product: zinc finger protein 574
Exons: 7
Coding region: 62-3217 (1051 amino acids)
Source: RefSeq, a predicted model, not a curated record
GCGAGUUGUUGAAACGUUCCUAAUAUCAUUUCAGGUCCAAAGCUGUAAGGCUGUAUUCGACAUGGAGAGCUCGUCGGUGUACAUGUGCUUCCCGUGCUACCGGGAGUUUCCCACACUGGAGGAAGUGCUGACACACCAGCUGACCUGCACCGCUGAGAACACACAACCUCUGCCUGUUGGCACUGCUGUGGAAGCUGCUGCCAUCUCUGCCGGUCUACCACAGUUGGAAGCACAGCCAGUGUAUGUUCCUGAGAUUCAGAGUGAAAGGAGACCUGUUCUCUCGUCAGAUGUACCACGGGUUCUCUACCAGUGCGCUGACUGUGAGCUCCUAUUUGACGCACUCUUGCUGUGGCAGCAGCACCGCAAGCUUGGCUGCGGCCUUGGACCCGGAAGCGGACACGAACCUGGACCAGGACCUGGGGAUGUGGGUGCCGCUUCAAUGCCACAACCUGUCGAUCAUGACCAGCCAGCCGAGUUGGAGGGAGAAGACAGAGACAAUGCAAGCGUUGAGGUUUCAACUCCAACUCAACUGAAAGGACAAUUAACAGAGAUAACUAAUGAAAGUGUUCCACAGCAGAGUUUACCAAGCCACAGUGAACCCUCUGAGGAACCCCCACCUCAUAUACCAGAUUGGACUGAGCCUGUGGAGGAACCAAGCCCACAAGUGAGACGGAGAGGCCAGAAGAAGACCAAGCCUCCCUCCAGCCUGCUGUGUGUGGAGUGCGGCCACUGCUUCAGCCUGGCUUCAGAGCUGGUGACGCAUCGGAAAACGGCGCACAACCUGAAGGAGGCCAUCCACCGGUGCAACGUGUGUGGCGAGGGCUUCCUCAACACUACGCUCUUCCUCUACCACCGCAAGCAGCAUCGCAUUCAAACGCAAGAAGACGAGCAAAAAGAGAUUGAGGUGCCCCAGCUCUCCACCACCCUGCUGGAGACUCCAGGAGAGGGUCUGCUUUUGCUUGCCACCGCCGGAGAGGGCCAGAGCCUGAUGGAGAUCACCAGCCUGGAGCAGACGGUGCCUGAGGCUGUGCCCAUCUCUCAGGUGGAGGUGGAGCUCGAUCCUGAAAGUAGAUCCGAGGUCGUUCAGUCAAGCGGAGAGGAACCUCAGGCGGUUGACGCGGAGCAAAUCGAAGAGACCGAAGUAGAGGGGAUCGUCAGCAUGGAAGAAGAGAACAUGGAAGAGGAGCAAGUUGAGAGCAGGGUUGAGUCCAUGAUUGAAGAAGUCGUCGAAGAAAAACAAGUGGAGGCGGAGAUUAGCAACGUGGAGGCGGAGAUUAGCAACGUGGAGGCGGAGAUUAGCAACGUGGAGGCGGAGAUUAGCAACGUGGAGGCGGAGAUUAGCAACGUGGAGACGGAGAUUAGCAACGUGGAGACGGAGAUUAGCAACGUGGAGACGGAGAUUAGCAACGUGGAGACGACACAGGCCGACGAAGAAGCAUCCUCAGAGGUUUCCACGCGACUGAAUUUCCUGUGUGGUCAGUGCGGGUGCUCGUUUAACACAGAGCAGGAGUUGGCGAAGCACCGCAGUAGUGAGCACGGCCUGGCCGAGGCACUGCACAGUUGCGCCGACUGUGGCCAGGAGUUCAUGAGCACCACUCUGUUUCUGUACCAUCGCAGAGAACAUCGCAAGUCUGGUACACCGAACUCCGCUUUUAACUCUCUGGCCAAACACUCGACCGCAUCCUCCACCCUCCUGCUGCGACGGCCAGAAACCUCGACCGAGAUGGCGCUCCCCGACGGCACACUCGAGGCCACAGCCAAGCUGAGCCGUGAUUGGUCGCGCACACCGCUUCCCCAUGAGUGCCCGCACUGUGGGCAGGGCUUCACACGGCGCAACCUCCUGCGCGAGCAUGUCUUUCAGCACACUGGCGAGAAGCUGUUCAACUGCAACGUGUGCAACAAGAGUUUCCCAACUCCCGCCGGCCUGCUACGCCACAGCCUGUGCCACGGUCCACCACGCGCCUUCACCUGCCCCGUCUGCCCCAAGACCUUCUCUCAGCCUGCCUCGCUCAAACGCCACAUGCUCGCCCACGAGGAAGGCACAGAGAGGAGAGGCCCGGGGCGCAGCAAAGGACGAGGACGUCCGCCUGGAGACUCCCGUCUGCUCACCUGCCCCGACUGCCCGGCCAGCUUCAAGCUGGAAUCACAGCUACAGAUGCACAGGUUGCUGCACACUAGUCACCCUUUCCCGUGCGCGGUGUGUGGACAAGCGUUUAAGCGGCGGAAAGAGCUCGACCUGCACUCUCUCAUUCACCAAGAUAAGGAGCCUGUGGUGUGUUCUCAGUGUGGGUCUCAGUUCCUGAACCAGGCGGUAUUAGAUGUGCACCUGCAGCGCUGCACAGGAGAACCUACUCAGAGGCGUCGUUAUAAAGGUCACGGGCGCGGCCGAGUCGGGGGUCAGCUCGAGUGUGAUAUGUGUGGCCACCGCUGCGUGACACAGGACGGUCUGGACCUGCACCGGCUCUCACACACAGGACAGACGCCACUACGCUGUCCUCUCGCACCCUGCAGGAAACGGUUCGCCUCCAGCUCGUCCCUGGCGCAGCACGUGGUGUCACACUGCCGCACCCCGAUGUCCAAGAGGAACAUGCCACGCCGCUUUAUAUGCGAUUUCUGCUCUAAGGAGUUUGCCUACGCCUCUACCUUCGCCGUGCACAUGCGCACACACACCGAUGAAAGACCCUUUGAGUGCACUCAAUGUGGGAAGCGGUUUCGGCAGCUGCCCCACCUACAGGACCAUGAGCGUAUCCAUAGUGGUGAGCGCCCGUUCGUGUGUUGGGUCUGCGGGAAGAGCUUUAGUGUUGCGGCGCGGUUAGCCGAGCACGCCCGGGUGCACAGCGGUGAACGCCCAUUCGCUUGCCCUCGUUGCCCUACCGCCUUCCGCUCACGCCCCAAUCUUCACAAACACCUGCGUCUGCACGCCAGCGACCCCUCCGAUCCCACCACCGAGGUCGCUGUAAACCAGGACUCGGCUGUACAGACCAUUCUCCUGGUGCAGGAUGCCUCCUCGUCCACGUCCACGAGCUCCAUGCAGUCCACCACCACCACCGUCCCAAUCAUCCAGGAGGGCACGCUUGUGCCCGAGCAGCACGGUACGUCUGUGGUGUUUCUCCAUAACAACAUUGCAAUACCUGCAGUUACCAUGCCCGCAAUAUCAGUGGUGGCCGGCCAAGAAGUCCCGCACACCAUCGAGUUCAUUAUAGAGGAGACUGUGUAGAGAGGGAGAAAAGGAGGGGGUGAAAGGAAAAGGAAGACAGAGAAAGAUUGGAGCCAUUUGUGAAAUGGUUUCAGAGACGGGCACAGAGAUAACUUAAGGUUAUCUAGGUAAGAAAUAGAGAAUGAGCCGAGGUGAAAACCUUACAGAAUAAAACCUUUUGUACGUUCCGAAGAAAAAAUGUUAGCUGUUGCUUGGCUUAAAUAGCUGUUACGUGUUUGGACUAGCAGGACAGACCAGAAAGCAUCAGCUCCGCUGAAGUUUUAAAGAGCAUUGAGCAUAGUGUUAAUGAGCUCAUGCACAUUAUCAACACUUUGCCCUCAUUGUGAUCAUUAUUAUCUUUGGCAUGAGUUUCUCAUAAAGUUUAUAAUGUGUGUGUGUUUUUUUUAAUAAAACAGUUUGACUUUUUGG